Molecule: messenger RNA, 4217 nt
Organism: Hyposmocoma kahamanoa
Lineage: Eukaryota; Metazoa; Arthropoda; Insecta; Lepidoptera; Cosmopterigidae
Gene: tst
Product: helicase SKI2W
Exons: 21
Coding region: 73-3837 (1254 amino acids)
Biological process (GO): nuclear-transcribed mRNA catabolic process, 3'-5' exonucleolytic nonsense-mediated decay
Cellular component (GO): Ski complex
Molecular function (GO): RNA helicase activity; ATP binding; RNA binding
Source: RefSeq, a predicted model, not a curated record
AAUUUGGGUAAAUUCAUAACCUCGCAAUUUGAAAUUUUUUUUAAAUACUUUAUAAAAAUAUUAAGCUUAAAAAUGUCCGAAGAAGACUUCUCGGACUUCAAGCUGCCACCGAUCUUAGAUGAUUUAAGUGAAAGAGUGAAGGAGUACCUUUUGAAGCCUGAGAGACUAUCCAUCCACCGCUGGGAAAGGUCACAGACGCACUGGCACCGGGAAACUGAUGUGGACUCUCUUUUCAAAAUUGAUGAUGAUGAUGUUAAGCCUGAUUCAACUCUUGAAGUUGUCCGUGACCCUAUAACUGGAGAAAUAAUAGGCAUAGAAGAGAUAAAUGUACCGCAAGAAGAUGAUGAAGAUAGUUUGUCCAUGUCCCGUGCGCCACUGCCACCGAGCAUGGCCACUAGAGGAACAACUACACAAAGUCCAUUUUUACCAGCUGGGUUUGAAGAGGAACUAAAGAAAAUGUUGGAGGAGACUGGUCAGCAUGCAGAAAUCAAUAUUAAUUUAGAAGCUAAAGAGGUUGGGAAAUUUUUGGGAGAAGAAAUAUUAACCAUACCUCCUGGGUGCAAAGAAGGUGUAACAUUUGACACAGAUAGCAUGACAGUACUGAACCAUCCCUAUCAGGAAGAAACCAAGAAGAUUGAGAGUAAAGAAGACAUCGACAUUCAGAUCAAAAUUAACCUGGAGGAAGUAGUUGAUAGCAAUGCUCAUUUAGUUGGUCUCUGGAACGACGACGAUGACCUCAAACCCACGCUAAAGCACACUCCCAAGAAAAUAGACCCAGAUUCAGAUACAGGCAAUGACAAUUUCCUUGAAGACACAAUCAACAGGCCUCCAGUGGAACUUCCAGAAAUACCUAUAUUAAAUAUCACCAGCUCGGCAGUGAGGGCUGGAGUAACAUCAACGGAGUGGGCAGAAAUGAUCGAUGUGUCACAGCCUGUGCCAGAUUUUAGAGAGAAAAUUAAGGAUAUGGCUCACUCAUUUCCGUUUGAGUUGGAUAAUUUUCAGAAACAGGCUAUUCUAAAACUGGAAGAAGGUCACCAUGUGUUCGUUGCAGCACAUACGUCGGCCGGCAAAACUGUAGUAGCAGAAUACGCCAUUGGUAUGUCGAGGAGAAAUUGUACCAGAGCAAUCUACACGUCUCCCAUUAAAGCGUUAUCGAAUCAAAAAUAUAACGACUUCAACAAGACGUUUGGCGAAGUGGGUCUCCUCACUGGUGACUUACAAAUCAACUCCACGGCGUCGUGUCUUGUGAUGACGACUGAGAUCUUAAGAUCCAUGCUUUACUGUGGCUCUGACGUCACCAGGGACUUAGAAUUUGUUAUAUUCGAUGAAGUACAUUAUAUCAAUAAUGCUGAGCGAGGCUACGUAUGGGAAGAAGUACUAAUUCUCUUGCCAGCACACGUGAGCAUCGUGAUGUUAAGUGCAACUGUACCGAACACAUUGCAGUUCGCCGACUGGGUCGGACGCACCAAAAAGCGAAAGGUUUACGUUGUUUCGACGCCGAAGAGGCCUGUACCUCUUUGCCACUAUCUUUAUACUGGAUCUGGUGGAAAAUCAAAGAACGAAAGGUUCAUGGUAGUAGACCAAGAGGGCAAUUUUCUCCUAAGAGGGUACAACGAGGCUAAAGACGCCAAGAAAGCUAGAGAGGAUAAAAACGAGUAUAAAAAAAACUUUGGACCUAAAGGUGGCAACAAGCAGUUCAACAACCCGAAGGCCGAGCAGACGAUGUGGGUGGCGUUCAUAGACCACCUGCGCCUGCACGAUAAACUGCCUGUCGUCGCGUUCACGCUCUCCCGGAACAGAUGCGACCAAAACGCCGAAAACUUAAUGUCAGUGGAUUUGACCACUGCUAAAGAGAAGAGUCACAUCAAAUCCUUCUUCCAAAGAUGUCUGCAGCGCCUGAAGGAGCCCGAUAGGAAAUUGCCUCAGGUUGUAAGAUUGCGGAGAGUAUUGGAAAACGGUAUCGGAGUCCACCACAGCGGAAUCUUACCGCUUCUUAAGGAAAUAGUUGAAAUGCUUUUCCAGACUGGAUUUGUAAAAAUCUUAUUUGCAACGGAAACUUUUGCAAUGGGUGUAAACAUGCCAGCGCGAACAGUAGUUUUCGACGAGGUCACCAAAUAUGACGGACUGCAGCGCAGGACACUUGCUCCGGCGGAAUACAUUCAAAUGGCGGGCCGAGCUGGCAGAAGAGGUCUGGACGACACGGGCACUGUGAUAAUCCUGUGCAAGGACGGUGUACCGGACUUAGUAACAUUGAAGGGCAUGAUGAUGGGUAUCCCACAAAAACUGUCUUCGCAGUUCCGCCUCACUUACGCCAUGAUACUUAGCUUAUUGCGAGUAGCAACAGUGUCAGUAGAAGGAAUGAUGCAACGCUCCUUCCGCGAAUUUAAUCAAAUAAUCCAAGCGGACAAUUAUCGCAAACAGCUGCAGCUGGCUGAAAAAGAAUACACAGAGAAAUGUAGUACACCGCUUACUGCCCACUUGGCACCAUUAGCAAAGUUCUAUGACACGGCAGCGGCGUAUAUCGAUGUAUUGAAUGAUAUAAUGCCGAUUCUUCUCAGUCAACCUAAAGUGGUGAAGGAAUUUGUGCCCGGAAAGAUACUUGUCCUGUCCGCAGGGCCGUAUAUUAAUCAGUUGGGCAUUUUUUUGAAUAGUAGUGGACCCCGCCAAACUCCAUACAAAGUGUUGUUGCUAAACACAGCAGUGCAAGACACGACGCGGUACAACUUCGACAUUGACGACAACUGGUACAGAAUGCUCAGCUUUUCUGCACUUUACGAUUGCAUCGGUACUGAGGAGAGCACGUUAGAUCACACGAUUUUAUGCAUCGCACAGAAGAACGUGAUCGCUGUAACCAAAACCACUCUCAAGAUCGAUGAUAAAGCUAUCAUUCAGGAUUGGGAGAGGAGGCAAAUACCACGAUUCAAAGACUCCCCGGUAUCAGCACACUGUGCAAGCACAGUGCAAGAGCUGUCUCGAUUGUCGCACGCGGUAAGGACCGGGGCGACGACCCUGGAAUAUGUCAGUUUGACGCAGUCGCUCGCCGUCUCCACGGGGGAGAUACUGCAGUCACUGGACAACAUGACUUUUCUUAAGAGUGAACUAGAAACCCAAAAAAAAAGCACCGACAUAGCUAACUUCAAAUCGGAAUUCGCAAUCGUCUACGAACGGAAGCAAGCUGAGCGUAAACGCGACAAAUAUAAACGUCUGCUCUCAUACGAAAAUUUAGCUCUCUACCCAGACUACCAAAGAAGGCUUAUGGUCCUUCGAGAAUUAAACUACAUCGAUGAACAUGACAGCGUGAUCUUAAAAGGAAGAGUUGCAUGUGGAAUGGGGACUAAUGAGCUAAUAAUAUCUGAAUUAGUAUUCAGGAAUGUGUUCACGGAUAAGAAUCCAGCAGAAAUUGCAGCGUUGCUCAGUUGUUUCGUGUUCCAAGCGAGAACGCAGGUGGAACAGCAGUUGACUGAGAAGUUGGCCGAGGGUGUGAAAGCUAUUGAACAGAUUGAUGCUGAGCUGUCGAACAUUGAAUCGAAAUAUUUGGUAGGCCAAUUCGAAGGGCAACAAGAAAGGCUGAACUUCGGUUUGGUGCGUGUCGUGUACGAAUGGGCGCUGGAGAAACCCUUCGCUGAAAUCAUGGACCUCACCGAUGUGCAGGAGGGUAUCAUAGUGCGGUGCAUACAACAGUUGCAUGAACUGCUAAUCGACGUAAAAGACGCAGCCGUAGCGAUCGGAGACCCAAAGCUGCAAGCUAAAAUGAUGGAAGCCUCUACGGCCAUUAAACGAGACAUCGUAUUCGCUGCCAGCCUUUACACCACGCAAAGAGAGACCGUCAUUCUUUGAUGGUCGCUCUAUAAAAUAAAAAGAUGUAUUUUUAUUAUAACUUAUAACAGAGUUUUGCCAUGCUGUGGAAUUUUAGAGAACCAGUUUAUUCUACUAGCAUCACAAUCAGUCAAUAUUGUUAAGUGGCGCCAUCGAGUAAUCGAGUAUAUAACCAGAAAUAGAGACGAAAUGUCAUUUAUUUUGUUAGAAAACUAUUCUGCCAAAUGACAACUGGUGACGACAGCGCUCCGAUUGGCCACCCUGAAUUCGAAAUAUACAUUAGAGUUGGGCAAAGCAAACAUCAUAUUAUCGGAAUCGAUAGUCAAAAUAAUAUAUCAUCGCCUUACUUUCUCAAACUCGUACCUUAUAAAGAGUGAUUAUUCAGGAGAUGCCAAAACAUA